This is a messenger RNA of Aspergillus tanneri, 264 nucleotides long. RefSeq lists its product as uncharacterized. The coding region runs from base 1 to 264 and encodes 87 amino acids. The record is from RefSeq and is a predicted model, not a curated record. The transcript has a single exon. Lineage: Eukaryota; Fungi; Ascomycota; Eurotiomycetes; Eurotiales; Aspergillaceae.
AUGCUGAUUUUCGCAACCUUGCAGCUUUUGAUCCAGACGAAUGAUAAGAAGGGGAUAGCAGAGUGGAUCGCCUGUCACCAGCCUCCUAUUUGGCAGGAAUCCGUAACAUUUGGGCUCAAGAACAGUAACAGUUCCGUGCCUGACCCAGCCCGCAAUUUGACACCGUCGAAGUCACUAAACCAGAAGGGUUUGGAGCUCAGCGUCCCCGCGCUUCUUAAGCAUGGGGAUGUCGGCACGAAUUCGCUAGGCCGCACGCAACGCUGA